AGGUUGGCAGGAGCAGAAGGGCGGAGGGAAAGGGAAGCGAAACAACGCCGGCUGGGCAGCCGACCUGGAAACUGACACCGCCGAGGUGCCGAGCAGCUGAGCCACCCCGAGGAGAAGAAGCAGGAGCAGAAGACGCUGCAAGUGCAGCAGCUCAGACCGAGCAGGCUCGGCUCACGGGCGACCCCGACCUGCCCGCCUGCCUGCCCCGGGGAUAGCGCGCGCACGGCAGCCCUGUCAGGUCCUGGAGCGAACAGCCGCCGCCGCUGCUGCCGCGCUCGCUUGCCCCGCCUCCCGCCCUCCUGGGCCCGGCAAGGUUGGCCCGUCGGCGGGGGAGCGGAGCUUCGUCCAAGCCAGAGAGAGGAGGGCCGGGCGGCGAGGCAGCAGCGCUCGGCUUCUCCUGAGGGGCGAGCCGGAGCGAGGCAGGUGGCGCUUCCGUCGCGCUCGGCCGCCAGCGUCGCUCUCCAAGCCCCAACUUUGGCGGGCGGAGUGGGGCGGGCGCUGAAGGGGAGGAGGAGAAGAAGCCAAAUAAAAAAGCCCCCCCCCCCGGCCGCUGAGGUCUCUUUCAGGUGGCCGCGUCAGACACCGAGAGCGCCCGGCCCCGGAGCUUCCUUUCCACGGGAGAAGCACUUGAGAGAGACUGGGAAGCUGACUGGAAAGCGCGCGGAGGCUGCCGCUGCUGCUACUGCUCCCCGGGCAGCUCUGCGCCCAGUCCGGCGCCUCGCUCUCCCCACGCCCUGUCAAGGAGGAGCUGCCCGCUGCCGCUUCUUCUUGGCCCGCUGCAGCCUUUAGCUCCCUCGCCAUAUGUGAAGCUGGAGGCUCCCCAACUUGACAAAGCCAUAGAAAAACCUGCUCUCUUCAGGGUUGCUGAGCCAUGUCAUGUAUUGUUCGCUGGCGCUGAGUUAAUUCCCCCCCCUUGCCUUCAUCUCUUGCUCGCAUUUGCCCUCUGACAUCAAAGCACGGAGAACGCCAUGGGCUGCUUCUGCGCCGUCCCGGAGGAAUUUUAUUGUGAAGUUCUGCUUCUGGAUGAAUCCAAGUUGACCUUAACCACCCAGCAGCAGGGGAUAAAGACUGUGACUUCUUCCCUUGUGCUUCCUGACCCUCGGACCUAUGCUCUUCGGACGUUUGUGCCUACCAUCUUGCCCCCGGUCCCAACGCUCCUUGAUGGGACUUCGCUCGUAAGCAGCUCGGACCGUGACACAAAAUCCAUGACACCUUUGAAGUCAACGAAAGGGUCGGUUGUCCUAGGCUACGUAUUCCGGCAUUUAAACCUCGUGGAGAUAGAUUACUUUGGACUGCGUUACUGUGACAGAAGUCACCAGACGUACUGGCUGGAUCCUGCAAAGACCCUUACAGAACAUAAGGAACUAAUAAACACUGGUCCACCCUACACACUGUACUUUGGUGUUAAAUUCUAUGCAGAAGAUCCAUGCAAAUUAAAAGAAGAAAUCACAAGGUAUCAGUUUUUCUUACAGGUGAAGCAAGAUGUCUUGCAAGGCCGCUUGCCUUGCCCUGUCAACAUUGCUGCUCAACUGGGAGCAUAUGCAAUACAGGCUGAACUUGGAGACUAUGAUCCAUACAAGCAUAUUGCAGGUUAUGUUUCGGAAUACCGCUUUGUUCCAGACCAGAAAGAAGAACUAGAAGAUGCUGUAGAACGGAUACACAAAACUCUGAUGGGGCAAGUUCCGGCUGAGGUAGAACUGAAUUACUUAGGAGUGGCAAAGACGCUUGAAAUGUAUGGAGUUGAUCUUCAUCCUGUUUAUGGUGAAAACAAGUCUGAGUACUUCGUAGGGUUAACCCCUGUAGGAGUGGUUGUCUACAAGAAUAAAAAGCAAGUUGGGAAGUAUUUUUGGCCUAGAAUUACAAAAGUCCACUUCAAGGAAACUCAGUUCGAGCUCAGAGUUCUGGGAAAAGAUUGUAAUGAAACUUCCUUCUUCUUCGAGGCACAGAGCAAAACUGCAUGCAAGCAUUUAUGGAAAUGCUGCGUAGAGCAGCACACAUUCUUCAGAAUGCCAGAAAAUGAAUCCAAUUCUCUAUCAAGAAAACUUGGCAAACUUGGGCCUCUUGGCUAUAAACACCGGUUUAGUGGGAGAACAGCUUUGCAAAUGAACAAAGACAUCUCUAUCCAGCUUCCUCGACCUGACCAAACAGUUGAAAGAAGUCGUAGUAAGACUUAUCCAAAAAGAGCAUCAAAACCACAACAGAUUGGAUCACAUUGUACAAAUCACACUGUAACUGGAGAAAAUGAAGGAACUACAAAAAUUAUUGCACCCUCACCAAUAAAAAGUUUCAAAAAAUUAAGAAAUGAAAGCAGUCCAGAAACCCAAAGAAGCAAAACCAGUGCACCAUGGGAAGAAAGCUGCCCACAGAGUGGGCUUUAUAAUUCUCCCAGUGACCGCAACAGAUCUCCAAAAUUUCCUAAUUCACGACGACGAUACCCUUCAGGGGGGAGCGAAAAUGAGCCUGGAGUGCCAUUUAGACGAAGAUCACGAUCCCGUUGCAAUACCAGCAGUGGUAGUGAGUCAGAAAACUCAAACAGAGAACAUCGGAAGAAGAGACAUAGGGUACGGCAGGAGAAUGACAUGGUUGAUUCAGGUCCCCAGUGGGAAGCAGUGCAGAGACGGCAAAAAGAGAAAAACCAAUCAGAUCCCAACCAUCGGCGGUCCAGGCACAGAUCUCGAUCGAGAAGUCCAGAUGUGCAAGCAAAGGAAGAAUUGUGGAAACACAUUCAAAAGGAGCUUGUGGACCCAUCUGGCAUGUCUGAGGACCAAUUAAGAGAGAUUCCAUAUACUAAAGUAGAGACUCAAGGCGACCCUGUUCGCAUCAGACAUUCCCACUCUCCUCGAAGUUAUCGCCAGUAUCGACGGUCGCAGUGCUCUGAUGGAGAGAGAUCUGUUUUGUCAGAAGUUAAUUCAAAAACAGACCUUGUACCUCCAUUACCUGUAACUCGUUCCUCAGAUGCUCAGUGCCCCACCAUUGCAGUAUCUCACCAGAGGCGAAAUGGAUCUAAGGACAGCCUAACAGAAGAAAAGGCACAGGCACCCAUCAACAACCUGGAUGGAAAGCACAGUGCAAAGACAAUAAAAAUUGUACAAGCUUCACGGCUUAAGACAGAGACCUGAUUCUUCUAGUAAAGGACUGUGAGAGGGUGCUGUUCCUUGGCAUUUUCAAAUGGUACAGAAGUCCAACUACACUUAAAACUGCACAGAUGGGAUUUUUGACCUGAAUUAAAGCAAAGAUUUAAACUAUGAAAUAUUUCUUGAGGACGAGGACAAUUGCUCUGAAGGAUAACACCAGUAAGAUCAGAGGAUUGAACAAAACAGCUGUUGGCUUACUGGAAGAUCUAUGAAAGUAAAGGCUUUAGAUAAUAAUUACUCCUGUUCCAAAAACUAGUUAUAGCCGAUUGUUAACCAUGGACAACGCGCUGGGUGACUUGAUUCAAAAAAUGGAAGUAUCAGCAAAGAUACAAAAGCAAUGUACUUGCCAAAUGUGCAAUAGUAAAUGUUUUCUGAAUUUAA
This is a messenger RNA of Zootoca vivipara (common lizard), 3515 nucleotides long. The record is from RefSeq and is a predicted model, not a curated record. Lineage: Eukaryota; Metazoa; Chordata; Lepidosauria; Squamata; Lacertidae.